UAUUAUAACAUACAGUUUGUCAAGCAGAAAAAUGAAAAAUAAAAAAGGCCAUUAUGUUAUUGUGUAAAUACGUGCCAGUAUCUUAUAUAAUGCAGUCUCAUUUUUCAGUUCAUUUUUUACGAUAAAGUUUUCACUUUUAUUUAAUUGAAUGCAGGCUGGUGAUAUUAACUUUAUGUCGUUGAAAUGACUGUUUCUGAAUGCAAUUUAUAAUUAUAAAAUUUUACUGGAUGAAAACAUUCUGAUGUGUACAUUGACAACAUCGUACCUCUUAUGUUAUUCAGUUCAAUUUUAACCGGUUUUGCCUCUUGUGAUAUUUAAAAUAUAUAACGCUAACAAGGAAUCCCAUGUCGUAUAUUAAAAUUCAACUUCAAGAAAUUAGGCCGUCGCGUGCUGAUUGACGUAAAGGAAGGUUCUAUGUCCUUGGAAGGACUGAGCAAGAUGGUGAACUUAGAAGCUGGUCCUUUUGGCGUUGUGAAUUGGAUGGUCUGCAUCAUCCUACUUAUGGUGUCCAUUUUAGUUGGCAUUAUCUGCUCUCUCAGAGGAAGAGGCACCAAUGCAUUUGAAGAUUACCUCUUGGGAGGUCGUCAGAUGUCUUCCUUACCAGUUGCGUUGUCUCUCAUAGCCAGCACCAUCUCUGCGAUCUCCAUGUUAGGCCUUGCCUCUGAGAUGUACUUCUAUGGAUCCCAGUUUGUAAUCAUCCUGGCCGGGUUAUUGUAUGGCACGUUUUUCGUCCAGUUGUUGAUGGUUCCUAUCCUGUAUCCUCUGGACAUUCUAUCUAUUAAUGAGUACAUCACGUUGAGGUUUGGAUCUCAAGGACUGAGGAAGCUGUCGUCGGCAACUCUGGUGAUUAGCAAUUUGAUAUACAAUGGGAUCUGUCUGUACGCCCCGUCCCUCACCCUGUCUACAGUGACAGGGCUCUCCACUAACUACUCCAUCACCAUCAUGGGACUUAUCUGCUCCUUCUACAUUACCGUCGGUGGUGUCAAAGCAAUAGUAUACACAGAUGUCGUGCAAACUAUAUUUAUGUUUCUGGGAAUGAUAACGACCGUGGUUAUCUGUGUUCUGGAUUUCGGCGGGCUGAGCAAUAUCUUCUCGAUAGCCAGUGAAGGUGGGAGGAUGGAGUUUUUCAACUUUGACCCAAGUCCCUACGUACGAUACACUUUCUGGUCUGUGCAGGUCUUGGCUUCUACACUGUGAUUGGAAGGUUAGGAGUCAGUCAGAUGGGCUACAUGCGGCUCUCCUCUGUACCGUCUCUUGCUAAAGCCAAAAGAUUGUGUUCUUAUUACUUCGUGGGUCAAUGCGUCCUGUGGCUGACAUUCCUCUUCUCUGGCCUCGUGGCCUACGUGGCCUACAGCGACUGUGAUCCGCUGAUCUCCGGGAGGAUAGCCGAACCCGACCAGAUUCUGCCCUACUUGGUGGUCCACAAGAUCUCCCACGUGCCCGGCAUGGCCGGACUCUUCGCUGCAGCCGUCUACAGUGGCAUGCUUAGCUCUGUGUCAUCGUACGCGAAUUCCUCAGCAUCUCUGAUCUGGCAGGAUUUGUUGAGUGAGCUGAACUUCUUCAAAGGAUAUUCGGAUAUGGCGGCGACCAGGAUGCUUAAAUUCCUCUCUGCUGUGAUUGGAGUGUCAGCCAUCGGCUUUGCGAUGCUUGUGAAGCAGCUGGGAAGCAUCGUAGCGGUGACAAACAGCUUCUUGAACGCCCUUGGUGGGUCUAUGAUUGGCAUUUUCAUUGCUGGCAUGUUUGCCCCAUGGGUUAAUACAAAGGGUGCAUAUGCAGGGUUUAUUACAACAUUAUCCUUCAACAUGUGGCUGCUAGUUGGACAAUUCAUAACUGGUUUUGAAAAACCAGAGAUGCUUCCAUUGUCAAUAGAAGGUUGCCCAAAAAAUCUAUACCAUUUAAAUUCGACUUCAAAUCUUUUAAUUGAUUACACAACAGAAAAGCUGUCAUAUUCAACAAAAAUGCUUGAAGACGAACCACAUGAAGAACAAAUGGAGAAAAGUAUCUAUGAUUUGAGUUUUUGCUAUACAGGGGUCAUUGCGAUAAUUUGUAUACUACAUAGUGGCGGGUCCUUCAGAUCAGUCCCUGACAAGCCUCCAAAGCAUACAAAGAAAGACUAUGGAAGUCAUACAAAAUACAGUUUUGAGGCUCAGCCCGGGAGCUCCAGUGCGGACAAGAUUAAGCAUUCUAAGAGCAGAAACAAGACUGCCACCACUGGCAUAUCGAAUUGA
Macrobrachium nipponense is the source of this 2228-nucleotide messenger RNA. Its product is annotated as sodium-coupled monocarboxylate transporter 2-like. The transcript is spliced from 12 exons. Gene Ontology annotation, biological process: sodium ion transport; transmembrane transport. Gene Ontology annotation, molecular function: symporter activity. Gene Ontology annotation, cellular component: membrane. The record is from RefSeq and is a predicted model, not a curated record. Lineage: Eukaryota; Metazoa; Arthropoda; Malacostraca; Decapoda; Palaemonidae. The coding region runs from base 1221 to 2228 and encodes 335 amino acids.